Messenger RNA from Vigna unguiculata (cowpea), 1451 nucleotides. Its product is annotated as WRKY DNA-binding transcription factor 70-like. Gene Ontology annotation, biological process: regulation of DNA-templated transcription. The record is from RefSeq and is a predicted model, not a curated record. Gene Ontology annotation, molecular function: sequence-specific DNA binding; DNA-binding transcription factor activity. NCBI's taxonomy places the organism in Eukaryota, Viridiplantae, Streptophyta, Magnoliopsida, Fabales, Fabaceae.
GUAAAAUACAUAGCUGAGUUGAGUAUGAAUGUGUGAGUGAUAAAACAAAACCUAACCAAGAAACAAGGUCGAAUUUGUGAGGGUGUUCCGUCGAAGUUUCUGAGAUCGGUAGGAACAUGGACAACCUUAGCGGUUCUACUAGUCGUAAGAAAGCAAUCGAGGAGCUUCUCAGAGGUCGUGAUUCUGCUACACAGCUCAGGAGUGUCAUCAAUGGGAAUGGUGAAGAUCUUUCUUCAGCAAAGAAACUCGUGAAGGAGGUGCUCAUGUCCUUCACCAACUCCCUCUUGCUCUUGAACACCAGCAACACCACUUCUGAAUUUCACGACGAUGUCUCCAAUGUUCAGCUUUGGGACUCUCCCAAACUCGAGGACUCUCAAGAGAGCAAUUGCAAGAACUCCACAGUUAAAGCUCGAAGGGGGUGCUACAAGAGAAGAAGAACUGAACAAACAAGAGAGAAGGAGUCUAAAGCUCCAAUCGAUGAUGGCCACCAAUGGAGGAAGUAUGGUCAAAAAGAGAUCCUCAAUGCCAAAUUCCCAAGGAACUACUAUAGGUGCACUCACAGAGACCAGGGUUGCCAAGCAACAAAGCAGGUGCAAAGAGUUCAAGAGGAUCCAAUCUUGUACAAGACAAUUUACUAUGGUGAGCACAGUUGCAAGAGUUUGACAAACCCUGAGAUCAUACUUGAUCCUAUGUCUCCCUCAUCUUCUUCCAAGUUUCUUAGCUUCAACAACUCCUUCCCUACCCCAUCAAAACAAGAUUGUCCCUUUCUCUCAUCUUCCUUCCCUUCUUCAUCUGUGAAAAGGGAAUGCAAGGAAGAGAUUCCUCCCUCAACUUCCUCCAAUGAUUACCUCAUCUCUUCUGACCUCACCUUUGAUGGUUCACCAAAGCAUGUCACUCUAUCAUCUUCAACACUUGACUCAGAGUACAAGGCUGUCGACAUUCCUGAUGUCUUUGAUGAUGUCUUUGAACACUUCUUUGAAUUUAGAUAGUUUCCCACUUUUUUUCCUAUUUCAAGCUUUAUUUCAGUGAAGCUAUGCAAAAACAAACUGUGUAAUAUAUAUAGUACUUUUCUUAGAAAUUGGUAGUAUAGUAGCAGUAGUGGAACCCAUCUUUUUAUUCUCAAUAUUGGCAUUUCGUAUGAAUGAGAAAAGAACAAUGUUUUGACUCGUUUCAUCAGCGAACAUAAGUUAAUUUAUUUAAUCAGUGGGAAUGAACUGAUUAAUUAAUUUUUCAUGUAAGAAAAAAUGAGUAUUUUGAACUUUCAUUUAUUUCAUUUUUGUGUAAGAAGAUAAUGGUUUUCUUGUUGUUUAUAUGUGGUUAAAUGAAAAGUGAGGUGAAAGCAACAUGCACAAUGAAUAGAUGGUUGGGGUCACUUGGAAAAAGGUUAAGGGUAGGUUCAAUGCAUAUGUUUUUGGAAUAGGGGAUAUAUAAAGCCAGCAAUAAAAAGGUGA